CAGUUAACCGAGAAGAUCACCGAAGAUCUAACCGAUAUGCGACACCCAACGGCUGUGACGAUGAUCCCUAUGAUUCUGGGUCUGGGUCUGGCCCUCGUCGCCCUGGUCCACUCCGCUCCCGUCGAGGUCGUCUACACGGGCGAGAGCUGCGCCUGUCCCACCCAACUGGGCUACCAGCUCAACGUACCCAAUCCCCCCAAGGCAAAGAAGUACGCCGGCGCCGAGUACGGUUACCGCGUGGAGAAGCCCGUUCAGACCAAGGCCAAGAUCAGCUACAGCUUCGACUUCACCGUGGAGCAGCCGAGGACUCCGGCCCCGCCGAAGACCAAUCCCGCCAAGCUGUACGCCAAGGUGGACCGGAUCACAGUCAACAAAGCAGAUUGCCAGGCGAAGAGCAAGCCAACGUGCAGCUGUUCGAGUUGUUCCAGCCAGAAGCCCAGGUACGUAGCUCCACCGGUCAGGUCGCCCAAUGCGAUCCGUCGUCGCCGGGAUCUGCGGACACCGGGAUCUCUGCUCCGCCGGCGACUAAUGAGGCAGCAACAACUGCAGGAGCGUCCGCCGCGAUUCGUGAAGCUCUACCACAAGGAUCUCACUGCCGCCGAGCAGAAGCAGCACAAGCUGAAGCUCUUUGGCCUGAUCCCAGUGGAGCCCGCAGGGAAAGUGACCGAAACGCCCAAGUCAAAGAGGAAGACCAAGAAAACACAACCAAGUUGGAUGGGCUUGGGUCGCCGUUUGAGCAAGCGAGACAUCAAGGGUGAAUACGAUCUUCUCGAGCAAGAGCGCUCCAGAAUAGAUCUCACUGCUCCCGAAAUAAUUCAAUAUAUGCCGGAGACCCUGAAUCCGGACUUCAAGCCCGGUCAGUGCCACAUGGGCUGUGGUGCGAUGACAGCGCCGGCUCCUCCGCCGGAAGAGCCACUGCCACUGCCACCGCCACCAAAAGAGGAGCAGGUGCCUCCAACCGAGAGUACGGACAAUCCAGAGCAACUGAAUACGAUUCCAUCGAAGAGAGCCGCCUUCGGUUACUAUCCCCUGCAGAUUCCCUCGCCUCUGGUUCCUCCAGAGAGCUACAAGUACGUGGACGACGCUCAACUGCGGAGCCUUCUGUCCACCACUUCGGUUCCAGAUCCGCAGGAGUACAGCUCCACGCCGCUGCAAUUUGCCGGGGAUCUGGAAUCGGUGACCAGGAGAUCCUAUGGACCACCUCUUUUGGGCCUCGGCGGUGGUUAUCCCGUGGAGCACGUCUCCGAUUCCCAGUUGGAUAGUAUUAUCUCGGGCAUAGUGUACAACCAUCCGGCCUAUCACUACUCCAACGAUGGAAGUCUGGUGGAUCCGGAACCCGUGCAAAAGCAACAAACCACCGAUUUCCUCAAGAAACUCAUCGAUGGCCGUUUGGGCGGUUGGGGUUUCGAUCAGACCACCGAACCGGAGCACAGUCUUCGGGAGGAUUACUCCAGACUGCCGGCGAAAACCUACGGCUUCAAUAGCCACACCCAGAAUGGAUACAGUGUGGACACCUACAGUGCGCCGCCAAUCACGGAUUACCUGAGGGCCUGGUUCUAAAUAAAAACCAAAUCCCAAUAAAUAGCUUUAGUACUUAGAAAGUCAUAAAAAAGAAAACGAAAAUCCAAAACCAAAAAAACAGAAUAUAAUAAAUUGAAAAAACAUU
Drosophila ficusphila is the source of this 1666-nucleotide messenger RNA. RefSeq lists its product as uncharacterized. The transcript is spliced from 2 exons. NCBI's taxonomy places the organism in Eukaryota, Metazoa, Arthropoda, Insecta, Diptera, Drosophilidae. Bases 37 to 1560 code for a protein of 507 amino acids. The record is from RefSeq and is a predicted model, not a curated record.